Triplophysa rosa is the source of this 1717-nucleotide messenger RNA. RefSeq names its product src substrate cortactin-like. Gene Ontology annotation, cellular component: site of polarized growth; plasma membrane; actin filament. Gene Ontology annotation, biological process: regulation of actin filament polymerization. Lineage: Eukaryota; Metazoa; Chordata; Actinopteri; Cypriniformes; Nemacheilidae. The record is from RefSeq and is a predicted model, not a curated record. The annotation marks the transcript as partial. Gene Ontology annotation, molecular function: actin filament binding. The transcript has 9 exons.
UGUAAAGUGUGUUCUAUUGUAGUGUUUCCCAGAGUGAAUGUGUAUCUGUUAUCCUGUAAUCUGGCCCUCUCCCCCCCUCUCGCUCUCUCUGACCUGUGCUUUUUGUGCGUUCCUGUGACAGACUACUCCACCGGCUUUGGGGGCCGCUAUGGCGUGCAGGCAGAUCGCGUAGAUCAGAGUGCGGUUGGCUUUGAUUACCAGGGCAAAACUGAAAAGCACGAGUCGCAGAAAGAUUAUGCCAAAGGCUUUGGUGGCAAGUUUGGAGUGGAAACUGAUAAAGUGGACAAGAGUGCUGUGGGCUUUGAGUAUCAGGCCAAGACUGAGAAACACGAGUCUCAGAAAGACUAUGUGAAGGGUUUUGGAGGAAAGUUUGGUGUUCAGACCGACCGUCAAGACAAAUCUGCAGUUGGGUGGGAUCACCAGGAGAAACUGCAGCUACAUGAAUCUCAGAAAGAUUACUCCAAGGGAUUUGGAGGGAAAUAUGGUGUGCAAAAGGACCGAAUGGACAAGAGCGCAGGCACAUUUGAGGAGGUGGAGAAGCCAAGCGUGUCGUAUCAGAAGACUCGACCUUUUGAAGCAGCUGGCGGCGGUACCAGCAGCAUUAAAGCACGCUUCGAGAACAUCGCUAAACAGAAAGAAGAGGAUGAUCAGAAGAGAGCUGAAGAAGAGCGUGCUAGACGCCACGCCAAAGAGAAACACGAGCAGGAUGAGGCACGUGACAAACUGAAGGAGGAAUGUGUCAGUGAGACUGUGGAGAACACUGCCAGUGUGUAUGAGGUCGAACCCACUUCAGUAGAAGCAACAGAUGAAGACUUGUACCAGAACUCUGAGCAGAACCAUCAGUACCACACCUCAGAUGAUUAUGGAGCAGAUCUUGGCGUGACGGCUGUGGCUCUGUAUGACUAUCAGGCUGCUGGGGAUGAUGAGAUUUCCUUUGACCCUGACGACAUCAUCACCAACAUAGAAAUGAUCGACGAGGGCUGGUGGCGAGGGGUGUGUCGCGGAGCGUACGGACUCUUCCCGGCCAAUUACGUUGAAGUUCGACAGUAGACUCUUUCCAGUGCAGAGCGUUAACUGAAGAUCACAUCAGCUUCUGCUCGUCUCUAUAGUCUCUUCUUCAUUCCAUACACACACACACACACACACACACACACACACACACAACUGGGGUUUGGUCAGACUUAUUUCAGCCAGAGGAUCAAUGACAUCUGUAAAAAGAUAAAUCUGUGCUGUCCUCUGUCCAUACGAGUGUGUUUCAUUGUUUCUUCACAGUGUUGGUCAAAAGUCUAAAUUAUGUUCAUGUUUGAAACUCUUCAACGGGAAAUUCACUGCCGUUUGGUGGUAAGGAUGCAUAGCUCAAACUCAGCAUCUCGUUUUCUCCUCUCUGGCACACCUCCUGUUGUGUAUUGUGUGUCUCACAUGCUUCUCGUGUCAAUUCUGUUGGUAGAUUUGAUUCCAUCCGAUGCUCACAACAUGAUGAUGAUAGAUUUAUAUCAAUGAGCUGGUGAACUACGACAAUCCAGUUCAGGUGCAGUUGACUUGAAAUGAAGGCUUUGCUGAAACUUACGACAUUAUACGUUUUCAUUUACAGUACAUUAUUUUAGUUAAGUGACCUUUUUAAACAUAUAUUGUCUGUGCUUAUCUACUCUAGCUUUAUCGCCAUGAUUGUUUUAUAAGAAAUGUCAUUUUAAGAAUAAAAAUUGGAAUCUUCAUCUAA